AUGGCUGCGGGCUCGUCCACGGUCUGGGCCGCGCACCACCACGCCUGCAGCGGCGGCGGCAGGUUCCACCACCCGUCGCCGUCCCACUCCCACCACCACCGCCCGCGCCGCGUCCUCCUUCCCCCACCGCCGCCGUUCCCCGCGAGGCGGGGCGGCGCGUCGCUCGCGCGGCCGCCGCGCGCCAGUCUCGUCGCCGCCGCCGCGCCCGCGGUGGCGGUGAGGACGGCGUCGGAGGAGGCCGUGUACGAGGUCGUGCUGCGGCAGGCGGCACUCGUGAAGACCGCGGCGCCGCAGCGGCGGCGGACGACGCGGCGGGAGCAGCCGCGGUGGGCGGAGGAGAAGGAGGAGGAGGAGGGGGUCGUUGGCUGGGGCCUCCUCGGCGACGCCUACGAUCGCUGCGGCGAGGUCUGUGCCGAGUACGCCAAGACCUUCUACCUCGGCACACAGCUCAUGACUCCUGAGAGGCGCAAAGCCGUCUGGGCGAUCUACGUGUGGUGCAGAAGAACUGAUGAGCUAGUGGACGGUCCUAACGCAUCUUACAUCACGCCGACUGCUCUUGAUCGCUGGGAGAAGCGAUUGGAGGAUCUCUUUGAAGGGCGCCCAUAUGAUAUGUACGACGCCGCCCUCUCAGACACAGUGUCAAAGUUUCCUGUUGAUAUUCAGCCGUUCAAAGAUAUGAUCGAAGGAAUGAGGCUGGACUUAUGGAAGUCGAGGUACACGACCUUUGAUGAGCUCUACCUCUACUGCUACUACGUCGCUGGCACGGUUGGCCUCAUGACAGUUCCUGUCAUGGGCAUUGCCCCCGACUCCAAGGCCUCAACUGAGAGCGUGUACAAUGCUGCACUGGCUCUUGGCAUUGCUAACCAGCUGACGAAUAUUCUCAGAGAUGUAGGCGAAGAUGCGAGGAGGGGGAGAAUAUACCUUCCCUUGGACGAGCUUGCACAGGCAGGUCUGACAGAAGAGGACAUAUUCAGAGGGAAAGUGACAGAUAAGUGGAGGAGGUUCAUGAAGGGCCAGAUUCAGCGUGCCCGGUUGUUCUUUGAUGAGGCUGAGAAGGGCGUCGCCCAUCUAGACUCUGCUAGUAGAUGGCCGGUUCUCGCUUCUCUGUGGCUGUACAGGCAGAUCCUUGAUGCCAUUGAGGCAAACGACUAUGACAACUUCACCAAGCGUGCGUACGUCGGCAAGGCGAAGAAGCUGCUGUCAUUACCGGUUGCAUAUGCAAGGGCAGCUGUUGCGUCAUGA
Molecule: messenger RNA, 1242 nt
Organism: Miscanthus lutarioriparius
Lineage: Eukaryota; Viridiplantae; Streptophyta; Magnoliopsida; Poales; Poaceae
Source: the annotation of a GenBank genome assembly